AUGUCUGGUAACGGCAACAACAACUCCGGCAACACCGGUGGUGGCUCCAAGGGCUCUACCCCGAUGACCCAGGGCGAUGCGAGCAGAAUCCAGUCUGGUCAAGCCAAGUCCGGCGGAGACAUGUCCUCCGGCGGCUUUGCGGCUCGCGCCCAGGGUGCUGGCGACAAGAACGCCAACGCUGGCGGCCAGCCGAGCGGCGAAACCAAGAAGUGA
This is a messenger RNA of Alternaria novae-zelandiae, 213 nucleotides long. RefSeq lists its product as uncharacterized. The transcript has 2 exons. The coding region runs from base 1 to 213 and encodes 70 amino acids. Lineage: Eukaryota; Fungi; Ascomycota; Dothideomycetes; Pleosporales; Pleosporaceae. The record is from RefSeq and is a predicted model, not a curated record.